AUGUCUCUCUUCAAGGUUGCGCUGCCUGUCCUGGCAGUCGCCGGCUCUGCCUACGCCGCCUCCUGCAGCAACUCCGCUACCACAACCAUCCAGAACGGCGGCGAUGCCACCGCCAUCGCCGCCUGCACAACUUACUCCGGCAGCGUGGCUGUCGCCACCGGUGUGACUGAUGACAUCUCCUUCGAUGGCAACUUGAAGACCAUCGACGGUGACUUGGUCAUCGAAGCCAACUCCGGCAUCCAGCGCUUCGGAAGCUCCAGCCUCGAGUCCAUCUCUGGCAAGCUCACCCUGAACGACGUCUCGCAGCUCGCAGCUCUGUCUUUCCCCCAGCUGACCGAGGUCGAUGAGCUCACUCUCAAGGGUCUUCCCAACCUCCGAUCCUUGGAGUUCACAAAGGGUAUCACAAAGGCCGACAAGCUCGACAUUGAGAACACGAAGCUCCAGGACUUGGCCGGUAUCGAUCUGGAGGAAGUGUCCUCCAUCUUCAUUGCCAACAACGACGACAUCAACAGCAUCGAAAUGAAGGUCACCAACAUCACCGAGUUCAUUACCCUUUCUUUCAACAACGCCGAGGUCAACGUGUCGUUCCCCAACCUUGAGUCGGCCAACAACAUCUCCUUCCGUGCAAUCGGUUCCUUGAGCAUUCCCUCAUUGUCCAAGAUCAACAGCGGAAGCUUCGGAGUUUUCGAGAGCGACAAUCUCGCAAGCCUUUCGGCCCCCAACCUCACCAAGAUCGACGGUGCUCUCGUCAUCGAUAACAACAAGGGCUUGAAGAACGUCUCCUUCGCCUCCCUCACUGAUGUUGGCGCCAACCUCCAGAUCGCCAACAACACCAACCUUCACGAGAUUGACGGCUUGCCCAAGCUCAAGAACGUCCAGGCUGCGCUCGACAUGAGUGGCAACUUCUCCAAGGUCGAGACGCCUUCGCUGGACUUCGUCAAGGGUGUUUUCAACCUGCAGUCUACUGGCGACAUUGGCACCAUCUGCACCGACUUCUACGACCCCCUCAAGUCCAAGGGCAGGCUCCAGAAGGGCAAGUAUGUCUGCGAGGGCAAGCUUGACGAGGCCAGCACCGCAGGCAGCACUCCCAAGAGCGGCUCGAGCAGCGGCGACGACAAGACGGGCGCCGCUGUUGGACUUGCCGUCCCCAGCAUCUCUCUUGGCCUUGUUGGCCUGGUUGCCGUCCUGUUCUUGUAA
This is a messenger RNA of Didymosphaeria variabile, 1197 nucleotides long. RefSeq names its product cell wall protein Ecm33. The record is from RefSeq and is a predicted model, not a curated record. Gene Ontology annotation, biological process: fungal-type cell wall organization. Gene Ontology annotation, cellular component: fungal-type cell wall; plasma membrane. The transcript has 3 exons. Lineage: Eukaryota; Fungi; Ascomycota; Dothideomycetes; Pleosporales; Didymosphaeriaceae. Bases 1 to 1197 code for a protein of 398 amino acids.